Messenger RNA from Linderina pennispora, 1717 nucleotides. Its product is annotated as PLP-dependent transferase. Gene Ontology annotation, molecular function: L-kynurenine:2-oxoglutarate transaminase activity; pyridoxal phosphate binding. NCBI's taxonomy places the organism in Eukaryota, Fungi, Kickxellomycota, Kickxellomycetes, Kickxellales, Kickxellaceae. Gene Ontology annotation, cellular component: cytoplasm; mitochondrion. The transcript has a single exon. Bases 114 to 1508 code for a protein of 464 amino acids. Gene Ontology annotation, biological process: biosynthetic process. The record is from RefSeq and is a predicted model, not a curated record.
CGCAAGAAUAACGCAUAAAUAUCGCAUAAAUAUCGCAGAUAUCGCUUCUCCGCGCCGUGACCUCCGCCUUUUCUCUCUUUUCUCUCCAACCACCUUCUCUCCUCCAUUCCUGGAUGUAUCAGCUUCGCAGGCUUCUUUCUGCUUCACCUGUCUCUACUCGCUUGCCUUUGCUUCGUACAACCGCAAUUUCAGCUCGCAUGACUACGUCGGCCGCACCCUCGACUCGCAAGGCGACCCCCAAGCCCUCGCCCGUGUACGCAAAGACUGAGCUAGAUGUCUGGACGCUCAUGAACCAAGUCUCCGCGUCCGUAGGCGCCGUGAACCUCGGUCAGGGCUACAUGAGCUUCCCGCCCAAGGAUUUUAUCAAGCGUGCUGCGCAAGAAGCUCUGAACGAGAACACACACAACCAGUAUGCACCACCACGCGGGCGGCCUGGCCUGCUCGAGCAGCUGGGCAGCCGGUUCACUGAUCGAUUUGGGCGCUCUAUUGAUCCGAGCAAAGAGGUGAGCGUGCACGCUGGUGCGAACGAGGCGCUGCUGUCAGUGUUUACCGCAUUCCUGGAGCACGGUAAAGACCAGGAGGUUAUUCUGAUGGAACCCGCGUUCGACCAAUACACGCCCAACGUUAUCAUGGCGGGAGGCAAGCCCGUGUACGUGCCGCUGCGGGUGAUGUCCGAUAAGGACCCGCGCGAGAGCGUGAUUUCAAGCGACGACUGGAAGCUCGACCUGGCCGAGUUCGAGGCAGCAAUUACCGAUAAGACGCGGAUCGUGGUGCUCAAUACCCCGCACAACCCCGUCGGCAAGGUGUUUUCGCGCGAGGAGCUGGCACAGAUUGGUGCUAUCGCCGAGAAGCACAACCUGCUGAUUGUCGCUGAUGAGGUGUACGAGCAUCUGACGUACGGUGUCGAGCACGUCUCUAUUGCGACCCUACCUGGCAUGUGGGAGCGCACCGUCACUGUGGGAUCUGCCGGCAAGCUGUUUGGCGUCACUGGCUGGCGCGUCGGAUGGGCUGUGGGACCCGAGGAGUUUAUAAGCGCGACAUUGUCAGCACACACCCGGAUCGUGUUCACCAGCAACACACCGCUGCAGGAGGGUGUUGCGUCGGCGUUCCGUCAGUCGCCGGAGCAUGACUUCUUCGAAGUGCAGCGCAAGGAGUACGAGGCGCGCCGGAACCGGUUGAUGGGGGUAUUUGAUGAUAUUGGCCUGCCCUAUGUGGUGCCGAAGGGUGCCUACUACCUGCUGGUCAAUGCUGCCAAGCUCAAGAUCCCCGACGACUUUGAGUUCCCUGACUUUAUCAUCGAGCGCGGCGAGAACUUCAAGCUUGUGUACUUCUUCAUCAAGUACUUUGGUGUCUCGGGGAUCCCGCCCACCGAGUUCUACUCUGCCCCACACAAGGAGCUCGCAAAUGACUAUGUGCGCUUUGCAUUCUGCAAAACCGAUGAGGGCCUUGAGGAGGCUGCUGUGUGUCUGCAGAAGAUCAAGAAAUAUCUGGAGGAGACCUCCGGCUGAGUAGCAGAUGCCUGGAAAGCUCUAGACCACUACAUGUCCAAUGUAUUUACUUUCUGCAUUUUGUAUCUAGCGGCAGAAGAUGCUAGCUGGCAGUGUGGCAUGUUGACUCAUCAUCGGUAAUGUAUUUGCGAAACUUGUUGACAAAAAAGGUUGUACGCAGUUCAGGCGUGAGGCACCAAGGCAAUAAAAAAUAUAGAUCUGAGCAGCGC